GACGACGACCCCCCUCCGCUUUCUGGGCUCACCGUCUCACACAUAGAUCCACCCAGGAACAUCACAUUCUCGAACACUUGGGCUAUAUCAUACCUCUCCGGGCCUCCUUCUGCACUGUACGAGACACACCAGUAAUCUCACGGCUCGCAUAGAUUCUCAGCUGCUCCGGAACCCACAACUGUAUCACUUGUAUCUUCAAGAAUGUCUCCUGUCGCCAUGUCUGUAGCCCCGGAUUCCCACUUUGGACCCCUCUUAGAUGCGCUCCGCGUUGCGCCCACCGCCCCUGACGCAAAGGCUGCCGCCGAUCGCCUGGCCCGCGAAGUCCACAAGGCUGGUUUUGAAAACCUGACCGAUGAGAACAUCCUCACUACCCUUGAGCAAUUCGCCACCAACAAAAAGUCUGGCUAUGAGCGCGAGAGCGCCGCCAUUGCCUUCCACUCCUUCGCGACGGUCCUGGGGGCGCCCUGUGCGCCUCUUUUCCUCAAGUCGCUCCCGGUUCUGUUUGAGUUGUACAUGGACAAGGGCGAGGUCGUUCGCGCCGCCGCCGCUUCCGCCACGAAGGCAAUCCUGAAGCUCUUCCCGCCCGAAUCUACUCGCAUCGUCUUCCGGACGUUGGAAGAUAUCUUGGACAAGGGCAAAUGGCGCACCAAGGUCGGCGUCCUGGACGCCAUGAAGGCCUUCGUCAACUCUGCUCGGGACGCCGUCGCCAACGAGCUCGGCACGACUAUCCCCAAGAUCGAGAGCGCUAUGCACGACACGAAGUCUGAGGUCUCCUCCGCCGCCAUGAAGUGCGCGACGGCGCUCUGCACCACUCUGGCGAACCCCGACCUCAUCCCCCAUAUUCCGGUGCUCGUCAAGUGCAUGUCUGACCCCGACUCCGUGCCUGCUUGCAUCAAGGCGCUCUCGAACACCACCUUCGUCGCGGAGGUCACUGCGCCCGCUCUCGCCGUCCUCGUUCCGCUCAUGAUCCGUGCCCUGAACGAUCGUUCGAUGGAGGUCCAGCGCCGGUCCGUUGUCGUUAUCGACAACCUGGUCAAGCUCGUCCGCGAUCCUACUGUUGCGGCCACCUACUUGAGCCCUCUUGUUGAGGGUGUCGAGAAGAUUGCCAAGGGUGCUGCAUUCCCCGAGGUCCGCGCGUUUGCCGAAGGUGCUCUCUUCACUCUUCAGAAGUCAGGCGCGUCCAAGGAUGGCCCUCCUCCCGCGCAUCGCGACAUUGUGGCAGAGACUACCGAAAUCCUCAACACGCUGCUCACUCUCAUCCCCGAUGAGCUGGCCGCUCCCUCGUCCGGUUCGCCCAACGGGCCUCGUGUUCCCCGCCACCCCGUUCUCAAGCAAGUCCUUGAGUAUAGCGCCGGGGCUUUGGCGGACGUGGUCCAGGCCCGCAACUUCACCGAGACCAAAGUGUGGCAACGCUGCGUUGGAGCCCCCCUCGAGCCUUGGUUCGCCGGCGGAUCCGUGGACUCCACGAAGUUCGCAGACCGUGUACGCUCACACUUCCUGGCGGUCGAUGAGGCCAAAUACGCGACCACCCAGACCGGCUCUUCCGAGGAAGGAGAGUUGCUUUGCGAUACCCUCUUCUCCCUGGCAUAUGGCGCGCUGUUGCUUUUGUCUCACACUCGUCUGCGUCUGUUCCGUGGCCGUCGCUACGGUAUCCUCGGAACGAACGGAUCCGGCAAGUCCACGCUUAUGCGCCAGCUUCGCGACGGAAAGGUGGAGAACUUCCCGCCGCAGGACCAGCUGCGCUGCGUGAUGGUCGAGCACUCGCUGCAGGGCGAGGACACCUCUCUUUCCAUUCUUGACUUCGUCGCGUCAGACAAGGCCCUGGCCGGUGUGCCCCGAUCGAAGAUCCGGGAUCAGCUCCUUGAGGUCGGCUUCGAUGAUGAGCGACAGGCUGAUAACGUCGGCGGUCUCUCCGGGGGAUGGAAGAUGAAGCUUGAGCUCGCGAGGGCGAUGCUAUACAACGCUGAUCUCCUCCUGCUCGAUGAGCCUACUAACCACUUGGACCGUGCAUCCGUCAAAUGGCUGCAGGACUACCUGAUGGCGCAGAAGAACGUCACCUGCCUCAUCAUCAGUCACGACUCUGGAUUCCUCGACACCGUCACGACCGAUAUCAUUCACUACGAGACCAAGAAGCUCGUCUUCUACCCUGGGAACCUGUCGACCUUCGUAGCUAACCACCCGGAGGCGAAGUCUUACUACACGCUCGCCGCUACAUCAGUCAAAUUCUCCUUCCCCCCGCCAGGCUCCCUAAUGGGUGUGCGCAGCAGUACGCGCGCCAUCUUGAAGAUGACGGGCUGUACCUUCACGUACCCUGGGAGGCCGAAACCCAGCUUGUUCAACGUCAGCUGUGCCCUGUCCCUGUCAAGUCGAGUGGGCAUCGUGGGACCGAAUGGAGCUGGAAAGUCCACUCUGAUCAAGCUCUUGACUGGCGAGACUGUGCCGCAAGAGGGCACGGUGUACAAGCACCCUGCACUGCGUAUUGGCUAUGUCUCCCAGCACGCUACGCAUCAUAUCGAGCGCCACCUUGAGAAAACGCCCAUUCAAUACAUCCAGUGGCGAUUCCAGGACGGACACGAUCGCGAGAUCUUGGAGAAGGCGACUCGUAUUCUCACCGAUGAGGAGAAAGCGAUCAUGGACACCGACUUUGUCGGAAAGAACGGCCAGCGUCGUAAACUUGAGAUGAUCAUGGGUCGUCAGAAGCUCAAGAAGUCGCUUCAGUACGAAGUCAAGUGGAGAGGCCUGGACCAUCGUUUCAACACCUGGAUCCCGCGUGAGGAGCUGCUUGAGAAGGGCUUCACCAAGCUCGUGCAGCAGUUCGAUGACCUUGAGUCUUCGCGCGAGGGUGCCGGACAGCGUGACACCUCCGCGCACAUCGUCCGCAAGCAUCUCGAGGACAUUGGUCUCGACGGAGAUAUUGCGCAGUACAACGAGAUCUCAGGUCUCUCGGGAGGUCAGAAGAUCAAGCUUGUCAUUGCAGCCUGCUUGUGGAACAACCCCCAGAUUUGUGUUCUGGACGAGCCUAGUAACUUCUUGGACCGCGAGGCGCUCGGCGGUCUGGCUGUGGCCAUCAAGGAGUGGGCUGGCGCAGUGGUGAUCAUCUCCCAUAACGAGGAGUUCGUGACCUCGCUCUGCCCUGAGAUCUGGCACGUCGAUGCUGGCCGGAUGACCCACAAGGGCAAGGCUGCCAUCAUCGAGGACCCGCUCAACGUCAAGUCGCCGAAGGGCAGCGGCGCGAACACGCCCGCCAAGGCGAUGACCCCCGCUGCGUCCGUCGCCGCGACGCCCGCGGGCAGUGGUGCGGAAGACAAGGCCAGUGGGACUGGCACGCCGCCCAUCAGGAAAAAGAAGAAGAUCACGCGCAACCAGCAGAAGGCACAGGAGGAGCGUCGGAGGAUCCGGAAGCUCAACUGGCUCACGUUCGGCGGUCCGAAGCCGGAGGAUACGGACAGCGACUGAGUGCGUCGCGAUGCGCUGGCGUGCGGCAGAAGCGUCCACUUGGUGUUCGCUGGGGUUCUUCUUGGGUCGUUUGGGGCGGUUUCUCUUGUCUAUAUACACACUCGCAUAAUCGUAGAAUGCGCAUUCGUUUGAUC
Messenger RNA from Trametes versicolor FP-101664 SS1, 3590 nucleotides. RefSeq lists its product as uncharacterized. Lineage: Eukaryota; Fungi; Basidiomycota; Agaricomycetes; Polyporales; Polyporaceae. Gene Ontology annotation, molecular function: ATP binding; ATP hydrolysis activity. The record is from RefSeq and is a predicted model, not a curated record. Bases 202 to 3456 code for a protein of 1084 amino acids. The transcript is spliced from 20 exons.